UCAAUGCGGAAGAGAAGCUCCAUAUGUGCGUGACGUAAUCGGCUCUCAGACCUCCAUCUUUCAGUGCCGCAUGUCUCUGUGGACAUUUGAGCAGGUUACAACAUGAAUCAAGAGAAACUGGCAAAGCUUCAAGCCCAGGUUCGGAUAGGUGGGAAGGGGUCAGCACGUAGAAAGAAGAAGGUGGUGCACAGAACAGCAACAGCUGAUGACAAAAAACUUCAGAGUUCACUGAAGAAGUUGGCUGUCAAUAAUAUAGCGGGGAUUGAGGAGGUGAACAUGAUAAAGGAUGAUGGGACUGUUAUUCACUUUAACAACCCCAAAGUGCAGGCGUCUCUGUCUGCAAACACGUUUGCCAUCACAGGCCAUGCUGAGACCAAGCAGCUGACUGAGAUGCUGCCUGGGAUCCUCAGCCAGCUUGGAGCAGACAGCCUCAGCAGCUUACGCAAGCUUGCCGAACAGUUCCCUCGCCAAGCUCUCGACAGUAAGGCCCCAAAACCAGAAGACAUAGAGGAGGAGGAUGAUGAUGUUCCAGACCUGGUUGAGAACUUUGAUGAAGCAUCCAAGAACGAAGCCAACUGAUACACACAUGGGUUUGAUUUGCUUUAAGGGACUGCAAUGAAACAAGACUCAUUCUCCUCUGAAAAUGAACACAUUUACAAUUCCCUCUGGAUGUUGGGCUGACAGUGUAAAACCAAUUACUCUUCAAAUAUGUGGUCAACCCUACAACAUGUACAUCGUCAGCUGUGUCCAGGAUUCCUAUGAUAAUCAACGCUAGUCUUAAUAUGUUUUUGUUUUUUAAACCAAUAAAGGUGAUAAACAUUUUA
Periophthalmus magnuspinnatus is the source of this 824-nucleotide messenger RNA. RefSeq names its product basic transcription factor 3-like 4 (gene btf3l4). The record is from RefSeq and is a predicted model, not a curated record. Lineage: Eukaryota; Metazoa; Chordata; Actinopteri; Gobiiformes; Gobiidae. The transcript is spliced from 6 exons. The coding region runs from base 103 to 579 and encodes 158 amino acids.